AUGCCGACAGGAUUAGAUAACAAUUGGGUGUUCGGUGUCCGACACAUCGAUCUCAAACCGCCUGGAGAUAUGGUGGUCGCCGUCCACCCUGCCAGCAGAUUACUACUGCAAGGCCAUCCAACCCAGAUCAUCUUCCGGUCUAGCGAGCGUGAAAGAGCCAAGGCGACUGUCACCGCCCUUCUCCAAGCCUUUUUCAGAGGCAGUGUCGGCGCUGACUAUGCCCCAUUUGCACCCUGGGGCUGGUCGACGGACAACCCCGAGCUCGCUGACACCAUUGGGCUGGAGCUGGCUGCUGCGGGAAUCUCGGGUGGUUUGGAGAACGUGCGCGUUUGCUCUGCCAAAGAAAAGAUGAUCCUCGAAGAGGUGUGGUCGGAGAUCAGAGACCUACUCAUGUGCUUUUCGGGCGGCGACUGGUCUGAGCCGGAUACGGACACCCAGGGCUCGUCCGGCCGUGCCGCAGCUCCAUCCGUUGUGUCACCUGUCCGCCCAGGAAUGGAUCUGCCACUCCGACGCCUCAUCAUCGCCGGCAAGGACACGCCGGAGAACAUGCGAAUCCUCUUUGGGCCAACGUGUCUCAGCGAGAAGAAGGAACAUGAGAGAAUCCGGCUCGAGGUCCUCAUUGACCCCUGUUGCGGUUCUCCAUUGUACAUGGAACAAUUCUUUGAUGACACCGGGACUAAGCCUCCCACUCGUGCGGUGCGACCGCCGACAGAUGCCGAGAAGAUCACAUUGAGGGAAGUACGGGAAAUUCAAGAGAUUAUCAAGCAAAAGUUCGGGACUGGACGUUUACCUGAUGCGAUAGACAUGCAGGAUGUCCUGAAGACCUUGGGGCCCGAUUGGCCAGAGAGGAUGCAUCUGUACAUGCUUGCAAUCAACAGCAUGGGUCAAUGA
Colletotrichum fioriniae is the source of this 891-nucleotide messenger RNA. NCBI's taxonomy places the organism in Eukaryota, Fungi, Ascomycota, Sordariomycetes, Glomerellales, Glomerellaceae. The record is from RefSeq and is a predicted model, not a curated record.